AUGAUCAACACACAAGAACGUGGAUUUCCACACGAAGAUGCUUCUCAGCACACUAUAGUCCAGUACCACCACACGAUGCAUGAAAAGCACACGUUUCGUGCAUAUAAGGCACGGCCGCGCGCGUGGAAGGAGCGGAGCGGCCACGUCCAUGACGCGUGGGCGGCUUGA
This is a messenger RNA of Phytophthora nicotianae INRA-310, 168 nucleotides long. RefSeq lists its product as hypothetical. The record is from RefSeq and is a predicted model, not a curated record. Bases 1 to 168 code for a protein of 55 amino acids. The transcript has a single exon. NCBI's taxonomy places the organism in Eukaryota, Oomycota, Peronosporomycetes, Peronosporales, Peronosporaceae.